AACCCUGCAAUACCCCCAUACCCAGCAAACAUUCUGACCUCCUUGAAAAAAGGGGCAUCAGGGGAGGAAAGAGGAGCAUCAGGGGUUUGGGCCAAAAUAGAGAGUGGAGAAACUAAACAGGGACACUAGAGGUCCCCACAGCCCCUGACCCGCCAUGGCUUCACCGAAGAAUCUCAGCAGGUUCUGGGAAUGGGGUCGGAAAAUCAUUUGCGUCGGCAGAAACUACGCCGAACACGCCAAGGAACUUAAAAACGCGGUCCCCACAGAACCGGUCCUCUUUCUGAAAUCGCCGACGGCCUAUGUGACGGAAGGCUCGGCAGUGAUCAUGCCCUACUACAGCAGCAACCUGCAUCACGAGGUGGAACUUGGGGUUGUGAUUGGGAAGAGUGGGAGAGACAUCUCUCAGUCGCAUGCGAUGGAACAUGUGGAGGGCUACGCUUUGUGUCUGGACAUGACGGCGAGAGAUGUACAAGAUAAGUGCAAGGAGAAAGGGCUGCCUUGGACUUUGGCAAAAGCAUUCGAUACAUCUUGUCCUAUCAGCGACUUCAUCCCCAAAGACAAAAUACCAGACCCCCAUAAUCUGAGAAUAUGGCUGAAGGUUAAUGACAGCCUCAGGCAAGAAGGGAGUACGUCUUCCAUGAUCUUCUCAAUUCCGUUUCUUAUUAGCUAUAUCAGCAAGAUCAUAUCUCUGGAAGAAGGAGAUCUCAUCCUAACGGGAACGCCAAAAGGGGUGGCUUCAGUGCAGGAGAACGAUGAGAUGGUGGCUGGAAUCGAUGAUAUUAUUAGUAUGAAAUUCAAAGUCGAAAAACAGCCGUAAAGGUUGCUCGGGGUUAACUGCAUUGCAUUAAGCGGUGCAAAAUUAAAUGCAUCCAAUGCGGUUAUCGGUGUUAUGAUCGGAACACUUUUAUUUGUAAUUGUUUUAUGAAAUUUAUUAGAAUAACCAAUUGUGCUGUUAAAUAUGGAACACGGCUUGUAAUUAUGGAACUCGGCCACAAGGCAGACUGUGUGAUUUUAGUAAUAUAUA
This is a messenger RNA of Spea bombifrons (plains spadefoot toad), 1024 nucleotides long. RefSeq names its product fumarylacetoacetate hydrolase domain containing 1 (gene FAHD1). The coding region runs from base 155 to 817 and encodes 220 amino acids. The record is from RefSeq and is a predicted model, not a curated record. Gene Ontology annotation, molecular function: acetylpyruvate hydrolase activity. The transcript is spliced from 2 exons. Gene Ontology annotation, cellular component: mitochondrion. Lineage: Eukaryota; Metazoa; Chordata; Amphibia; Anura; Pelobatidae.